CAGAAAAGAGCAAGCCAAAAGCCAAAUUACGAAACAUAUGUUUAACCUUUCUAUAUUGAUUAACGCUUUCUAAAGAACCAGUUAUGCCUCUUUGAUUGCUUUGUUCGCAAUUUUUGUUCUUUUUCUGGUCUCAAACUCUGUGGCCGUGAACUGUAAAAGAAAAACUCAUAAAUACAUAGUAUUUAUGUAGAUGCUCAUAUGCCUAGUAUAUAAUAUAAAUAAUAUAUAUUUACAAGGUUUGCCUUUAAAAUCAAUCAACAAUAAAUAUUAUGCCAGAUACGUACAUAUGUACAAUUUUGCAGUCGCUAAGUACCUGCCCCACACAUAAUCAGCCAAGCAAAGUGGGUACCUAAAAUUUACUUUUUUUAUCUUGCGGUUACACCUUAGACGCGCUAUUCUGUAAGAGUGUGGGUGAUUUUUUAGUUUCUUUCGGUACGCUGUUCUCUUUUUUGUGCCAACAAACUUGUACGAUUAUUUGCACUGUAGUACGAGCAAGUGAUAUUGAAAUUGGUUGGCUUAUUUGCAGUCAUUUCACAUAUAACCGCCUUAGUGAGCUGGCAAAACUUGUUUAAAUAAAACCAGUGAAAACAUGAGGGUGCUAACACCUUUGCUAGUGAUAUUUGUUUUAGGAGUACAAAAGUCGGGUGCAUCCAGUGACGACCUUAUAUAUGGUUACGAAUGCCAAAACAGUAGAUGUGUCAAAGUUGAGCUGGACGCACAGAAUUUCCAGAAAGCGAUAAGCCUACCAGUUUGUCGCCUGUUCUGUAGCGGCAGUGUGCCCGGCACAAUAUGGCCCCGUCCAAGUGGUCUCGUUAAUUUUGACAGUUAUAUGCUGGCAGUAGACACAGAAAGUAUAGAAUUUCAAUUGCCCAGUUUUAGUAAACAGGCACACCUUUGGGACGAAAGUAAAAAUCGUUUUAUGCGACUACUAUACUCCGGGAUACCGAAUAAGAACGUUCUCAGAAAGGGCGGACGUCAGCUAAAAGUGUUGGUGGAAUUAAAGUCAAUCGUAGAUGAUGUGCUGCCCAAGCUUACUUUAGAUACCGAUGAGAGCUAUUCACUGCGAAUUUCCUCAGCAAAUAACAGCGCAGCAACUGCCACGAUUUCAGCAAGCAGCUAUUUUGGUGCUCGGCAUGGUUUGGAGACGUUAUCUCAGUUAUUAAUAUAUGACGACAUUAGACGCGAGAUACAGAUUUUAGCUCGUGCCGAUAUCGAUGAUGGCCCGGCCUUCAAAUGGCGUGGUUUACUUUUGGACACUUCGCGAAACUUCUUCAGUGUAAAGUCAAUUAAGCGCACUCUGGAUGCUAUGGCCAUGGUGAAGCUGAAUACCUUCCACUGGCAUAUAACUGAUUCCCAUAGUUUCCCAUUAGAAGUCAAAUCUCAGCCUGAACUGUAUAAAUUAGGAGCCUAUUCGCCACGUAAAGUUUAUAGCCAUGUGGAAGUUGCAGAGAUCGUGGAAUAUGGUCGAGUGCGUGGGAUUCGUGUAAUGCCUGAGUUCGAUGCGCCCGCUCACGUUGGCGAAGGCUGGCAGCACAAGGAUAUGCUGGCAUGUUUUAAUGCGCAGCCAUGGAAGAAUUAUUGCGUGGAACCGCCUUGCGGCCAGCUGGAUCCUACUGUUGAAGAAUUGUACCCAGUGUUGGAAGAUAUAUAUCGGGAAAUGUUUGAUCUUUUCGACCCGGAUGUUUUUCAUAUGGGCGGCGACGAGGUAUCAGUCGAUUGUUGGAAUAGUAGUAAACGCAUACAAAACUGGAUGCUAGAGAAGGGAUGGACUUUAAAUGAAUCCGAUUUCAUACGACUAUGGGCUCAUUUUCAAAACGAAGCUUUAAUUCGUGUAGACACAGUUGCUCAAUCUCAACAGCCACUAAUUACCUUGUGGACUAGUCAUCUCACGCAGGUGCCUUACAUUGAUGAUUAUUUAGAUAAGGAACGUUACAUCAUACAAAUAUGGACGACUAAAGGCGACAAUAAAAUAAGAGACAUUUUAAAACGUGGUUUCCGCGUUAUAAUUUCAAAUUACGAUGCUCUCUAUUUUGAUUGCGGCGGACCUGGUUGGGUUAACGAUGGCAGUAAUUGGUGUUCACCUUACAUUGGCUGGCAGACAGUUUAUGACAACGACUUGGACAGUAUUGCUGGCGAGUACAAGUCCCAAGUAAUGGGCGCUGAAGCAGCUAUCUGGUCGGAGCAAAUUGAUGAGUUCACGGUGGAUUCGCGGUUUUGGCCACGGGCUAGUGCCUUGGCUGAACGUUUAUGGUCGAAUCCGAAAGAAUCUUGGAGGCAAGCCGAAGCGCGGAUGCUAUAUCAUCGCCAACUCUUGAUAGAUCGCGAGAUCGGGGCGGAAUCAAUGCAGCCAGAAUGGUGCCUUCAAAACGAAAACCAAUGUCCAAUAAAUGCAUAUGAUGCAAAAUUUUGAACUUAAGUUCGUUACUUAAUAUGCUCAUGAUCGUCUUAAUACUCAUAAUAUUUCCUAUACUUGCAAAUGUAUUAUUAUGAAAUGAAUCCAGGUUGCAAUAAAGAUUAAGGGCUUGAAAUUAAA
Messenger RNA from Rhagoletis pomonella (apple maggot), 2533 nucleotides. RefSeq names its product chitooligosaccharidolytic beta-N-acetylglucosaminidase (gene Hexo1). Bases 590 to 2410 code for a protein of 606 amino acids. Gene Ontology annotation, molecular function: beta-N-acetylhexosaminidase activity. NCBI's taxonomy places the organism in Eukaryota, Metazoa, Arthropoda, Insecta, Diptera, Tephritidae. Gene Ontology annotation, cellular component: membrane. Gene Ontology annotation, biological process: glycosaminoglycan metabolic process; carbohydrate metabolic process; ganglioside catabolic process. The transcript has 3 exons. The record is from RefSeq and is a predicted model, not a curated record.